AUGGCUACGGACUACGGUGGUAUAUGGAUCGUUAUUUCAAGAAACUUUCUUCCGUUGAUUCUUCAUCAGUUGAUAUUAUUAAAGAGAUUGCAAGUGAUUGCAAGUGAUGAAAUAAGCACAGGAAGAGGACUAAAUCAAGAAAUGUCAUUGAAGCGACCUGGAGAUACUCGUUGGAGUUCACAUUACGGUACUCUUGUCAACUUGAUACAUUUAUAUUCUUCUAUUGUUGAUGUUCUUGAGUAUGUUGGGGAGAAUGGUCAUGACGAUUCAAUAAGGGCUGAAGCUGAUGAUGUGCUAGAAAUUAUAAAUAGUUUUGAGUUUGUCUUUGUGUUACAUCUUAUGAAGCAAAUCUUGGGAAUCACACAUGAACUCUCCCAAGUGCUACAAAAGAAAGAUCAAGACAUUGUUAAUGCGAUGAAUCUUGUCAAGGUAGCAAAACACGUCCUCAAAUAA
Messenger RNA from Salvia splendens (bonfire salvia), 453 nucleotides. RefSeq lists its product as uncharacterized. The coding region runs from base 1 to 453 and encodes 150 amino acids. Lineage: Eukaryota; Viridiplantae; Streptophyta; Magnoliopsida; Lamiales; Lamiaceae. The transcript is spliced from 2 exons. The record is from RefSeq and is a predicted model, not a curated record.